UCAGUUGCUAUUCUAACGAGCUGCAGUCACCAUGUUGACGCUCUUUGUUCUCGUUUUCACCGCUGGACUUUUGCUUUAUGUUAAGCUCCGCUGGCAUUAUGGAUACUGGAGGCGCAGGGGCGUGGCUGGAGAAAAACCAGUAAUGUUCCGUGGAAAUAUGAGUGGGUUUGGCAAGGAUCUGCACUGGACGGACAUUAACAAGAGGAUCUAUGACAAGUUUCGUGGAGAAGAACGCUACUGCGGUUACUUUACCUUUGUGACCAAAGCUCUCUUUGUAAUGGAUCUGGAACUAAUCCGGAAGAUAAUGAUCAGUGAUUUUGGAAGUUUCGCAGAUCGUGGUCUUUUCCAUAAUGUGCGGGAUGAUCCGCUGACAGGGAAUCUCUUGUUUCUGGAUGGACCCGAGUGGCGCUGGUUGCGUCAGAACCUAACGCAGGUUUUUAGUUCCGGAAAAAUGAAGUACAUGUUCCCAAACAUGGUGGACGUGGGUGAGAAGUUGACAGAGGCGUGUCAACUGCAAGUCGGUGAGAUCGAGGCCAAGGAUUUGUGUGCUCGUUUUACCACGGAUGUGAUCGGAAGCUGUGCCUUCGGACUGGAGUGCAAUAGCCUCCAGGAUCCGGAGUCGGAGUUCCGACAGAUGGGCCGUUCGGUGACCUCGAAACCACUUCACUCGGUGCUCGUCCAGGCCUUUAUGUUCACCCAACCGGAUUUGGCAAGAAUGCUGCGCUUUAAGCUGUUUCGUCCGGAGAUCAGUGAGUUCUUCCUGAACACCGUACGUCAGACACUGGACUACCGAAGGAAGGAGAAUAUAAACCGCAAUGAUCUGAUUCAAAUACUCAUGGAACUGGGUGAAAAGGAAAACAAGGACGCCUUGUCCUUUGAACAGAUUGCAGCCCAGGCUUUGGUCUUCUUCCUGGCUGGAUUUGAUACCUCCUCCACCACCAUGUCCUUUUGCCUCUAUGAACUGGCCUUAAACCCUGAUAUUCAGGAGAGACUCAGAGUUGAGGUUGUGGACGUUUUGGGACGCCAUAACCAAAGGCUUACCUAUGAGUCCAUUCAGGAAAUGCCCUACUUGGAUCAAGUGGUGGACGAAACUCUACGCAAAUAUCCCAUACUCCCUCACUUAUUGAGGCGUUCCACCAAGUAUUAUCAAAUACCUGAUAGCAACUUAACUCUAGAGCCAGGAACUAAGAUAAUGAUACCUGUGCAUAGUAUUCAUCAUGAUCCGGAGCUAUAUCCAGAGCCAGAGAAGUUCGAUCCCAGUCGCUUUGAUCCGGAAAUGGUCAAGGCUCGUCAUCCAUUUGCUUAUUUGCCAUUUGGAGAAGGUCCGAGGAAUUGCAUAGGUGAAAGAUUUGGCAAGCUGCAGGUGAAAGUGGGUCUUGCCUAUAUCCUGAGGGAUUUUAAAUUUAGCAAAACGGAAAAAACACAGAUUCCUCUUAAGUUCUCCUCGCGAACUUUCCUGAUAACCACUCAAGAGGGAAUACAUCUGAGAAUGGACAGAAUUGACUCACCCUAGAAAGUAUGUACUUUUUCAGAAAGUGCAAAAUGUAUAAAGAAUGUGUUAUCUAUAAGAAAAAGCCGUUCAAGAUUGCAUUAAGCCUUAUAUUAUAUGAAAAGACACAAAGAAACGAAAAAGCUAUUUAAUCAACACUCUCCGAAACCGCUACUCUCGAAAGCUUUAUAAUCAAAACAAAAAUGAUAAUUAGAGGAAGAACAGAAAUAAUUCCAAACAAUUUUAAACCGAAGUAAAUAAUUCCCUUAUAUAUAUAAAAAAAUGUAAUUGAACAAAUUUGUAUAAUUACAUGUUG
Drosophila eugracilis is the source of this 1805-nucleotide messenger RNA. It is a transcript of the gene Cyp6a13, whose product is annotated as probable cytochrome P450 6a13. NCBI's taxonomy places the organism in Eukaryota, Metazoa, Arthropoda, Insecta, Diptera, Drosophilidae. Gene Ontology annotation, molecular function: monooxygenase activity; iron ion binding; oxidoreductase activity, acting on paired donors, with incorporation or reduction of molecular oxygen. Bases 32 to 1513 code for a protein of 493 amino acids. The transcript has a single exon. The record is from RefSeq and is a predicted model, not a curated record.